CAAGUCUCCUCUGAUUUUCACAAAAUGUGUGAUUUGUUGCAGACAAUUUGUCACCUCACCACACGUUCGCUUCCCCACUCCCAAAGUAACAGCGAGACAAAAUCGUCGAUUUUGGGGAGUAGCGCUAGAGAAUUUGCAACAUGGAAAGGGGAAGCUUGCAAGUUCGCACAUAGCAUCUUGGAGUUGAGAGCGCCACAGAAUCAUCCAAAGUACCGCACAAAACCGUGUGUGAUUUACACAAUCACUGGAGCCUGUCCAUUUGGAGUAAGAUGCUUUUUCGUUCACCGUAAUAACCCCCCCUCCACCAUGGUGUUUCGGGACAACGCCAGUCUCAACUACUCCCUUUAA
Molecule: messenger RNA, 348 nt
Organism: Mesocestoides corti
Lineage: Eukaryota; Metazoa; Platyhelminthes; Cestoda; Cyclophyllidea; Mesocestoididae
Source: the annotation of a GenBank genome assembly